Messenger RNA from Bursaphelenchus xylophilus (pine wood nematode), 5856 nucleotides. The record is from the annotation of a GenBank genome assembly. Lineage: Eukaryota; Metazoa; Nematoda; Chromadorea; Rhabditida; Aphelenchoididae.
AUGCCAAACAAGUCCAUGAAGGAACAAGAAACUAAGGUGGAGCACCCUAGCCCCCCGAAUGAGCCCGGGGGGCCGUUGGAAGAUAAAAAUGGGUGCUCACCUUUUGUUCCCGGUCACUGGCGUGGACGUUUUGGUCGACCGGAGCACCCUGGCCCUCCACUUGAUCCGGAGGGCCUUGUGGAAAACAACGGGUGCUCGGCAGGACCAAAUGAGGUAAGAUUUUUUUGUUUUGGGAACUGCUUUACUUUAGUCUAAAGUAAAAUAAUUUUAUUGAUCAUUUUAUUUUCAGCCAGCCCCCCGAACAAGCCCAGCGAUUUAUAUUUGUACCUAAGAUUCAAAAAUGUUCCCAGUCAGUUGUUCCUAGCGGAUGUCUACGACGAGAUUAUUGCCCCGGCCUGCCCCUACGCCCGAAAACACAACCUCUUCAGCUGGCCAAAGCCCUCGGAACCCAUCCCGAGGUAAGUCUUACCAUGGAUAAUAUAAAAUUUUUGACAAGGAAAGUACUUCAAUGGGCUAUCGAGUUACAGGUCGAGUCAUAUAUCAAAAAAAUCGCAAAAUUUUUCUGAUUCAGAAUAUGUAAAAGUUAGCUACCGAUUUUGGUUUGUAAAGGUGAAAAAACCCUCAGAAGUUUUCUCGCAACACCACGCAAAUGCCUUUUUGACAAAGUUUUUACCAAAUCAAAAGCUUUGUUUUGAGCUAAAGUGAACCUUGGCAUCUUGACAAGCCUUAAAAUAUCAAAUUUGAUUAAUACUACACCUUAAUUAGUAGUUCCAAUAUAAAAAAGCGGCAUUUGUGUGGUGCUGCGAUAAAAGUUCUGAGGAUUUUUUCACCCUACAGUCCAAAAUCAGGCAGCUAACAUUUACAUAUUCUGAAUCAGAAAAAUUUUACGUUUGUUUUUGAUCUAUGACUCGACCUGUAACUCCACACCCCGUAGAAGUACUUUCCUCGUCAGAAAUUUCAAAACUUUUCUCCUAAUUACGGAGAAUUUUCUUGGAUGGGGAAAGAGUUGACUCAUCUUGGUCAAGUCUUCCUCUCUAGACGAAAAAUGCAACGUUGCAUAGCUUUGGUUUGUUGCAGGAGGAGCGGGCUGUAUAACAACAUGUUCGGAGCUUUUAUGAAUCAGUUUUGUUGUUUUCGGUUAAAAUUAUUGAUCUUAUGUCAUGUGUAAUAUAAUUUAUCUUUGAUACUUUCAGAAUAUUACCCAAUCUUCACCGUGGAGACUCGUGAGUACCUAAACAACCUCCAUAUUGAUCUUCGUCACUUCCUCAAUGAGUUCGUUGACUUUGUUUAUUACAACAAGCCGAUUUGUGAGGCUUGUAUCCGGCCAAUGUUGAUCUUCGCCCACGACAAUGAAUUGGUCUACUUGAAGGGUAAAAUGGAAGCAGUAAGUUGUUGUUGUUGUUUAUUGAAUUGUUUGAAGUUUAGGCGAUUGCCAUGCAGCCCCCAAUCUCCACAAAUAUCAUGAGAGAGCACCUUUCUUUAGCCUCAAAGUAUGGGCUCGACAAUUUGUUGCGGACGACUUUGGUCAGAGCUGAAGGGCAUUACAUUACGGUGGCUCAAGCCUUGGUGGGACAGUCUGGAAUUGUCAAUGAGCUGACGAUUCCAACGAUGAGAAAAUUGGCUGAUCGAUUGUGCACUGGAUGGUCGUUGAUUAAUUGGAAAAUGGCCGAGAGGUAAGCUUAUUUUAGGCCGUAUUUUAGAAAAAUACGGCUGAAUAGAGAACAUAGGUCGUGCUUGACGUUAUGCUGAGAGAUUUUAUGGCUUUUUACGUAGAAAUUAGAUAUUUUUUAAAGGUCAAUUGUAUUUUUUUUAAGUUUGUCCUCAUUAUUAUUAAGAUCUCGUUUAGAACACCCACCACGAGAAAUGUACGCCGAAUUUUCCUGGACGAAGGUGGCCCAGUGGGCCCAACUGCUAAUCCGACGUUUGAAUCGUUCUAUGGCUAUUGGAAAGGAAAAAUGGAAGCAGUAAGUUCCAUCAGCCAAUGUUUUACGUUUUUUUUGAUCACGGGGUUUAGUUUCGGGAUGUUAUAGUAGCUGCACGUCAAGAAAACCUAGAACAAGAGCGCUCAAGCAAUGGGAAAUUCUUGGCAUUCUGUUUUAGCUGAAAGAUAAGUUUUUGCUCCAAAGGUAACCUGAUUACACAUGGAAGAUGGGUGUAGAAUGGGUUUAUUGCAUACAUAAAUUUGAAGCUGGACUUCUGCUUAACCUCACCAUAUAUGUUUCAUAGGAAAAAAUCGGUCGUCUUCUAUCUGUUUGAAGCCUAAACUUACAACGCACAUCAACCAGAAAAAAAAAGUUUCAAAUCGGGAAAACUGUUUGCAACACUUUGUUGGAUGCCCAAGGGUAGCUCAAACAAAGAAUUAGAAACGAGCCGGACUGACCAAAGAAUAGUAGAUUUGAAAACCUUAUUUUAGACAUCUUUGCUACUAAAUCGUUUCGUAACGAAGCAAUUACCUUUUCCCUAUGAGCAUAAUUAGAGUAGUUUUGGAGAACAAUAAGGAACCCUAUGUCCUAUACUAGCUUACUCACUCAAAAUUCCAAAAAAAAACUGAUAUUUAGGUGAAUAAAAUAAUAUUUUAAAAAUCGGUAGAUUUUAACUCAGCUAGGUCCACUUUGAUCUAAAAAGUCAGUAAGAGCAUAAUUUCUGGCAUCCGCGACAUUUUGGAAGCUGUUGUGAGAACGUUGCUUUAGGUGAUAGUGACCAUUUUUGAAAUCGGCGCAGCAAGGUUGAAACCAGCUCCAAAAGUUGAGCGUAGCCUUAGAAAGCAAUCUCAAUUCACAUAGAUAGUUUUGAUCAGGCUUAAACUUCUGUUAUUUUUUCAUAAGAUAAGGUAUGCUACUAUGUAUAAGGUAAACCUUUUUUCUCGGCAUGGGAGUUGAAAUUUUUGCAAUUAUUCUCCAUUGUUAUGAGAUAAUAUGGAUCAUUUAUUUGACUAUUUAACGCUGUCGGACAUUAAAACUUGAAUAAAGUAAUAUGAUCCAUAAGGUAAAAAAUUUAAAACCGAAUCUACUUUUUUAUUAUUAGACCGAUUUGCUUCAAACUUUUCAUGCUAUCUUAGAAUACGAUAUUCUGAAGAUCGUUGCAAUCGCUUUUCAUGUUUCAAUAGUUUUAGACAAGUUAUUGGGCCGCAAAGUUCGCAAAAAUUCGAUUUUCUCCGGCGUUUUUCCGCGAACCCGGUGGCCCAAAGGCGCCAAGAUCUACUAAUUUAAAAAUUAUGAGGCCUUGGCAAUAUUUUAAUCGCAGGUUCAUGUUAUUUUGUGCAUUACCCACUGCACAGUCAGCUAAAACAUUAGAGCUCCUUAAAAAACCGAAUGCCAAAAAUCUUGGCAUUCUGUUUGUGGUUGAUGUGAGCCGGCUUUCGGAUGAUUAUCCGGGACAGAUACGCUUUAGGAAGCACUGACCACCUUUGUCAAGGUGUUUAGAGAUAUUUUUAUAGUGUUGUCACUGGUGUUUUUACGUGUUAAUUUUUUAUUUUUCAGAGAUCCUCUCUCGAUACCCACCACCGAAAGGAUGACAGAGAAAAAAUAAUUAAAAGGCAAAAAAAAAGAAGAGCCAAAAAAAAAAUUGAAAAGGCCAAAAAAAAAUAACAAAAAAGAAGAGCCAAAAAAAUUGAGAAGGCCAAAAAAAAAUAGAAAAAAAUAAAAAAAGUAAAAAAUGAAAAAAAUAAAUAAAAAAGCUUUUUUAAUUGACCCCUCAUCUAUUGUAUUUAAUUUUGCCCCCUCAUCUAUUGUAUUAUAUUUAAUUUUGACCCCUCAUCUAUUGUAUUUAUUUUGACCCCUCAUCUAUUGUAUUUAUUUUGACCCCUCAUCUAUUGUAUUUAAUUUUGACCCCUUAUCUACUGUAUUUAAUUUUGACCCCUCAUCUAUUGUAUUUAAUUUUGCCCCCUCAUCUAUUGUAUUAUAUUUAAUUUUGACCUCUCAUCUAUUGUAUUUAAUUUUGCCCCCUCAUCUAUUGUAUUAUAUUUAAUUUUGACCCCUCAUCUAUUGUAUUUAAUUUUGCCCCCUCAUCUAUUGUAUUAUAUUUAAUUUUGACCCCUCAUCUAUUGUAUUAUAUUUAAUUUUGACCCCUUAUCUAUUGUAUUAUAUUUAAUUUUGACCCCUCAUCUAUUGUAUUAUAUUUAAUUUUGACCCCUCAUCUAUUGUAUUAUAUUUAAUUUUGCCCCCUCAUCUAUUGUAUUAUAUUUAAUUUUGACCCCUUAUCUAUUGUAUUAUAUUUAAUUUUGACCCCUCAUCUAUUGUAUUUAAUUUUGACCCCUCAUCUAUUGUAUUUAUCUAUUGCAUUUGUAUUUAAUUUCUAUUGUCUAUUGUAUCUAUUGUAUUUGUCUCAUCUAUUGUAUAAUAUUUGUAUUUAAUUUAUCACGAUUUUUUAACAUGUAAGUUAUCGGUUUAUACUUGUUUUAGCGUAGUCUUUAAUCUCAAAUUAUAUGAUUCAUCUUUGCAGAAAAUGACCCCGGAAAGCAAUGGAUCCUUCGAAAACUGCACCAAUUUAACAACGUCACUCCCGGCCCAGGACGGCACCUACAUGGCCGAAAUCCAAACCAACGAUUUAGACAACAUGGAAUGUAAGUUUUGAUGGUUUUUUUGUAGUUGAGGAUAUUAGGGAACUGUUCGGAUUGUUGUCACUUGUUUUUUGUGGUUCUUCAAUUGAUCACUGUACUUUCAGAUAUUGCUCCAAGAUUUCUUCACUGCUUUUCGGAUGUAAAAUAAAAAAAAAAAAAUAAAAAAAAAUAAAAAAAAAGGAAAAAAAAGAAAAAAAAAUAUAAAAAAAAGAAAAAAAAAUAAAAAAAGGAAAAAAAGAAAAAAAAUAUAAAAAAAAGAAAAAAAAAAUUUUUUAAGUAUCCCGUAUCCUUCUUCUCUCUUCUUCUCUUCUAAUUUUACUCGCCUAAUAGUUUACCGCCUAUUUAUAUCAAUGUAAGUUGUUAUUUCAUUCUUGAAUUUAUCCUGGAUUUUUCUUAAAUUAAUGAUCUAUUUUUUCAGAAACCCAUCUCUCGAAUCAGUGAAUCUUUGGAACACAUUUCCCGACCCUACUUUCAAUGUCCCAAUUCCGGCCCAGGACGGCACCUACAUGGCCGAGACCCUAACCAACGAUUUAGACAACAUGGAAUGUAAGUUUUGAUGGUUUUUUGUAGUUGAGGACAGAGAUUGCCACGGCUUCGGAGCCGGCUCUUGGCUCCGGCUCCGAGCCGGGAGUCAGAGCCGGACCCGGAAAUUUUGGGGUCGGCUCCCGAGCCCAAAGUCGAAGCCAGGCUUCUCAGCGUUCAGAAAAGUAAAAAUUUCGUGAUCUUGUUAAACCAAAUUGCUUGAAAAAUACUGGGAAGGGUGUGUUGCAUACGACUCGGCUGCAAAAACCUUGGGUGUAUGAUCUCUGGCACUAAUAACUUCUAUUUUUGGAAAUGUAUUUUUUUAAAAAUCGGUAGCCGAAAUUUGGAGCCGGAGACCUUUUUAAAUUUUUAAUGGGAGCCGGAGCCGAAAUUUUGACCGUGGCAAUCUCUGGUUGAGGAUAUUAGGGAACUGUUCGGAUUGUUGUCGCUUGUUUUUUUGGUUGUUCCUCAAUUGAUUAUUUUAUUUUCAGAUAUUGCUCCAAGAUUUCACUGCCGUAUCCAUAAUGUUUACCACCCAUUUUUUACUAUGUAAGUUGUUGUUUCACCCUUGGUUUUAGGCUGGUUUUGUUUCAAACUAUAUGGUGUAUAGUUUCAGACACCUAAACAUCACCUUCAUUUACGCCACAUUCCCCGUUCCAUUUGCAACACCCAUCCUUCCCUCCCACUCGCACCGCACUCCUCCUCCAUUCCACUCGCACCACAAUCCUCUCCCAUCACACUCUCUUCAGAAUGUAAGUUUCGUGGUUUAUUGGUAG